AUGGACUCGAAGACGCCGCUCGAGAGAUGGAAGUCCCUGCUGAUUGUAAUACCUCAUAGAUCAGAGGUCCUAAAAUUCUUUCAUUUCUAUCGUGUCACGGCAUAUCCAUUCAAUCCAAUACUUGCUAACAUAGACCGCUUUGAAUCUGACUUGUGCACCUAUCUCAAUGCUCACGCAACUGGUGAAUUACGUGACCCGGAGAAGAUCACUGAUCGCUGGGCAACUGAUAAGUCUAUUGGCCAUGUUAGCCUUUUAUUGGCAACAUUGGCCGCUGGGGCUCAUUACUCCGAUAUUGAUUGUUCCGAACGACAUGAACUGUCAACUGACUUUGCUCGCCGGUCCUUUCAUGCUCUCCGCUUGGCCAAUUUCCUGUUUCGGCCAUCGCUAGAUAUUAUACAAGCGCUGCUUAUCUUGGGGAACACGUUGCAGAACAUGGGACAGUCUGAUGCCGCAUGGGCACUACUGGGCACAACCAUCCGACUAGCCCAGACCAUGGGGCUGCACACUGAAAGAAGUACUAUUCACUGCCCUGAGCAUGUGAGAAUGAAGGCUAGGACUCUCUGGUCAACAAUUGUCUGGCAGGAUAGUUUACUCUGUCUUUGCUAUGAUAGACCGCCUAUUGUUUCCGUGACGGGAUGGUCUCUGGACAACUCUCUUUUCGAGAGACAAGACUUGUCCUUUGCAGAAGUAAUGCAUUGGCUCUGUCGUAUUAGUCUAGAUAUCAUGCGACCGGAAAACCUCAACAUUGCUGAAUUUGAUCGAGCAUUAGAAGGCCUCCAGCGGCUAGAUUAUGCUUACCAACGGGGUCUACCAUAUCUUCGAUCACGGGAACAUUGCACAACACUACAACAACAUCUCGAGCAUUUGGCCCUCAGGAUGCAUACCUCCUUCUGUGUAUCGGUUUUCUGUCGACCGGCAAUGAACCAGGCCACCCCACAGCCCUUUCUCCGCGACGGCGGUAUUCUUCGGGCUCGUGCCAAAGGGAGUUUGAUCGAUGCUUCCAAGGCAUUUCUUGACUUUCAGGCUCUGAGUACGGUUCCAUUGCGGAGCUGGUCGAUGGUGCAUACUGUGUUGAGUUCGACGCUGCUUCUCUGCAUCUGGGAAGAGACACGCAAUGACCCCGAAUGUCGCAAUCUUCAACAGAAGGUCAUCAACGUCUUCUCAUCAUCUGAUUCAAGGCUCAAUGACGAUGGUACUUCCUUACCGGAAAGUGAUACCCAGUGGUUAUCGGCUCGUCACAUCCGAGCCUUGGUGACCCUACGGAGUGUAUUGGAACGAGAGCAGGAGGCGAGGCCCCCAAGAUCAGAGAACUGGGCCGGAAUGGCCUCGAAUGUGAUGCCGCAAUAUGGCCCUGGACCCCUUGGGUCCAUGGACAUGCCCAACCCGUUCGACAUAUCACCCGUCACGUAUCUGGACUCGAUAAUGAACCUUCCGAUGUUUGAUUAUACACAGGAGAAUGGAUUCUUGUGA
Molecule: messenger RNA, 1470 nt
Organism: Penicillium griseofulvum
Lineage: Eukaryota; Fungi; Ascomycota; Eurotiomycetes; Eurotiales; Aspergillaceae
Product: fungal specific transcription factor domain-containing protein
Exons: 6
Coding region: 1-1470 (489 amino acids)
Biological process (GO): DNA-templated transcription
Molecular function (GO): DNA binding; carboxy-lyase activity; zinc ion binding
Source: RefSeq, a predicted model, not a curated record